Messenger RNA from Anolis carolinensis (green anole), 5068 nucleotides. RefSeq lists its product as uncharacterized. The record is from RefSeq and is a predicted model, not a curated record. Gene Ontology annotation, molecular function: DNA-binding transcription factor activity, RNA polymerase II-specific; RNA polymerase II cis-regulatory region sequence-specific DNA binding. Lineage: Eukaryota; Metazoa; Chordata; Lepidosauria; Squamata; Anolidae. Gene Ontology annotation, cellular component: nucleus. Gene Ontology annotation, biological process: regulation of transcription by RNA polymerase II. Bases 247 to 4599 code for a protein of 1450 amino acids. The transcript is spliced from 12 exons.
AACUCCCUCCCCUUAACCCUUCCUUCUCCGGCUGGGAGAGAGAGUUUGCUCCUUUGGCCUCUCCCUCCUCCUCCUCCUUGUUGCAGCCUGUCUCCUCCUUCUCAUCCUUCUCCUUCUGAAAGAAAAUGUGAUUUUUGGUGGAGAAUUUUUGAGUGGAGCCUAUUCAGGGAUUUCUUUGCCUUGAAUAAAGAGGGAGGGGAAGCAUCUUGGAUACAGUUUGGUUUUCCAUCAAACAGUGGUUCCAGCAUGGAGAGACUCAACUCACCUGGACCUGAAGUGGGCAGGGCCCCCAAGAGCAGUGGGGAAUAUUUGGAAAGAACUACGCAGAAGUUCCUAAAUACGCACAUGCAACACCAGCUCUUCAGGCAGUCUUCCUACCACGAGGGCGAGGGGCCCAGAGAGGUUUGCAGCCGCCUCCAUGAUCUCUGCCGCCAGUGGCUGAAGCCAGAGCAACACAGCAAGGCUGAGAUGCUGGACCUGGUGAUCCUGGAGCAGUUCCUGAGCCUCCUGCCCCCAGAGAUGGGGAGCUGGGUCCGAGAGUGUGGGGCAGAGACCUCUUCCCAGGCGGUGGCCCUGGCGGAAGGCUUCCUCCUGAGUCGGGCAGAGGACAAGAGCCAGGAAGGACAGGCCCAAAAUAACUACAUUGAAGUCCACCCUGAUGUCUCUGAAUCAGAGAAACCUCCAUCAAACAUAAUCCAGAGUCACCAGCAGAAGGAGCUCAAGCAGGAAGGAGAUGGGACUGUAGCCUUGGAGGGGGCUGGAAUGACGUUCCUGAAUCCUCAGUCGUUUCUUCCCCUUUGUGAUGGAGUGGAACUGAAUCAGGUCCCAAUUGUUUUUGAGGACGUGGCUGUCCAUUUCUCCCUGGAGGAGUGGGCUCUUCUGAAUCCUGAUCAGAAAGUCUUGUAUGUGGAGAUCAUGGAGGAGAUUCAUGGGAUUGUGGACUCUCUCGUAGAUAAUGGGGAGAAGAGCAAUGUAUGCACCAAACACAGCAAGCAUUUUGGGCAGAAUGUGGGCCUUCCUAGACACCAGCAAGCCCAAAGUGAAGAUGAAGAUUCUGCCAGAGAAAGGCCCUACAAAUGUAAUGUAUGUGGUCAAAAUAUGGCACUAGUGCUUCACAAGACAAUCCAUGCUGGGAAAAGCCAUCUUAAAUGGAAAGUAUCAGCAAAAUGUGUGGUUGAUCACAAAUUGUCAGAUCUGAGCCAACAAGAACUCUUUGAAGGAACCAGGCAUUACAGUUCACAAUUGGUGAGCCACAAAAGAUUCCACACAGGAGAGAAGCCAUACCAAUGCCAGGAGUGUGGAAAAUGUUUUGCUCACAGUUCAGCCUUGGUGAGCCACAAAAGACUCCACACAGGAGAGAAACCAUACCAAUGCCAGGAUUGUGGGAAAUGUUUUACUAACAGUUCACACUUGGCGAGCCACAAAAGACUCCACACAGGAGAGAAACCAUACCAAUGCCAGGAGUGUGGGAAACGUUUUACUAACAGCUCAAACUUGGUGACCCACAAAAGAUUCCACACAGGAGAGAAGCCAUACCAAUGCCAGGAGUGUGGGAAAUGUUUUGCUGACAGUUCACUUUUGGUGCGUCACAAAAGAUUCCACACAGGAGAGAAGCCAUACCAAUGCCAAGAGUGUGGGAAAUGUUUUGCUUACAUUUCAUGCUUGGUGAGCCACAAAAAACGCCACACAGGAGAGAAGCCAUACCAAUGCCAGCAGUGUGGGAAAUGUUUUGCUGACAGUUCAGGCUUGGUGAGCCACAAAAGACUCCACACAGGAGAGAAGCCGUACCAAUGCCAGGAGUGUGGGAAAUGUUUUGCUUCCAGUUCACACUUGGUGAGGCACAAAAGACUCCACACAGGAGAGAAGCCAUACCAAUGCCAGGAGUGUGGGAAAUGUUUUGCUUACAGUUCAGCCUUGGUUAAACACAAAAGACUCCACAUAGUAGAGAAGCCAUACCAAUGCCAGGAUUGUGGCAAGUGUUUUGCUUUCAGUUCAGAUUUGGUGAGCCAUAAAAAAUUCCACACAGGAGAGAAACCAUACCAAUGCCAGGAGUGUGGGAAAUGUUUUACUCAGACUUCAUCCCUUAACAAGCACCAGAAAAUACACAAAGGCCAAAGUAACACUGGGCAAGGAAGGGUUAAGGGGAGGGAGUUUGGUUCCCAGAGAGGCAGGAAGGAAGUGGGCCUCUUUAGACUUGCCUUUCCUGUCUCUCUAAGAAUCAAACUCCCUCCACUUAACCCUUCCUUGUCCAGCUGGGAGAGGGGAGUUUGUCCCUUUGGCCUCUCCCUCCUCCUCCUCCUCCUGGCAGCCUGUCUCCUCCUUCUCCUCCUCCUCCUGAGGAAAUGUGAUUGUUGGGUGAGAAUUUUGGAGUGGAGCCUGUUCAGGGAUUUCUUUUCCUUGAAUGAAGAGGGAGGAAAGGCAUCUUGGAUACAGUUUGGUUUUACAUCAAACAGUGGUUCCAACAUGGCGAGACCCAAAUCACCUGGACUUGAAGUAGGCAGGGCCUUGGGGACCAGUGGGGAAUUCUGGAAAAGACCUACACAGACGUUCCUGAAUGCACACAUACAGCACCAGCGCUUCAGGCAGUCCUACCGAGAGGGCGAGGGACCCAGAGAGGUUUGCAGCCACCUCCACGAUCUCUGCCGCCAGUGGCUGAAGCCAGAGCAACACACCAAGGCUGAGAUGCUGGACCUGGUGAUCCUGGAGCAGUUCCUGAGCCUCCUGCCCCCAGAGAUGGGGAGCUGGGUCCGAGAGUGUGGGGCAGAGACCUCUUCCCAGGCGGUGGCCCUGGCGGAAGGCUUCCUCCUGAGUCGGGCAGAGGACAAGAGGCAGGAAGAACAGUCCCAAAAUAACUACAUUAAAGUCCACCCUGAUGUCGCUGAAUUAGAGAAACCUCCAUCAGACACAGUCCAGGGUCUCCAGCAGAAGGAACUCAAGCAGGAAGGAGAUGGGACUAUAGCCUUGGAGGGGGCUGGAAUGACGUUGUUCCCGAAUCCUCAUUUGUUUCUUCCCCUUUGUGAUGGAGUGGAACUGAAUCAGGGCCCUAUUGUUUUUGAGGAUGUGGAUGUCCAUUUCUCCCUGGAAGAGUGGAUUCUCCUGAAUCCUGAUCAAAAAGUCUUGUAUGUGGAGAUCAUGGAGGAGAUUCAUGGGAUUGUGGACUCUCUCGUAGAUAAUGGGGAGAUGAGCAAUGUAUGCACCAAACACAGCAAGCAUUUUGGGCAGAAUGAGGGCCUUCCUAGACACCAGCAAGCCCAAAGUGAAGAUGAAGAUUGUGCCAGAGAAAAGCCCUUCAAAUGUAAUGUAUGUGGUCAGUGCUUUACCCAAAAUAUGGCACUAGUGCUUCACAAGACACUCCAUGCUGCGGAAAACCAUCUUAAAUGGAAAGUAUCCGCCAAAUAUGUGGUUGAUCAUAAAUUGGCAGAUGUGGGCCAACAAGAAAUCUUUGAAGGAACCAAGGAUUACAGUUCACAAUUGGUGAGCCACAAAAGACAUCAAACAGGAGAGAAGCCAUACCAAUGCCAGGAGUGUGGGAAAUGUUUUGCUGGCAGAUCAACCUUGGUGAGGCACCAAAGACUCCACACAGGAAAGAAGCCAUACCAAUGCCAGGAGUGUGGGAAAUAUUUUGCUUACAGUUCGGCCUUAGUGAGCCACAAAAGAAUCCACACAGGAGAGAAGCCAUAUCAAUGCCAGGAGUGUGGGAAAAAUUUUGUUGAAAAUUCAGCCUUGGUGAAGCACAAAAGACUCCACACAGGAGAGAAGUCAUACCAAUGCCAGGAGUGUGGGAAAUGUUUUGCUUACAGUUCAGACAUGGUGAGCCACAAAAGACUCCACACAGGUUUAAAACCAUACCAAUGCCAGGAGUGUGGAAAAUGCUUUGCUAACAGUUCAGCCUUGGUGAGGCACAAAAGACUCCACACAGGAGAGAAACCAUACCAAUGCCAGGAGUGUGGGAAGUGUUUUGCUCACAGUUCAGACUUGGUGAGCCACAAAAGACUCCAUACAGGAGAGAAGCCAUUCCAAUGCCAGGAGUGUGGGAAAUGUUUUGCUUAUAGUUCAGCCUUGGUGAGCCACAAAAGACUUCAUACAGGAGAGAAGCCAUACCAAUGCCAGGAGUGUGGGAAAUGUUUUGCUGACAGUUCAGCCUUGGCAAGCCACAAAAGACUCCACACAGGAGAGAAGCCAUACCAAUGCAAGGAGUGUGGGAAAUGUUUUCCUCGCAAUUCACACUUGGUGAGGCACAAAAGACUCCACACAGGAGAGAAGCCUUACCAAUGCCAGGAGUGUGGAAAAUAUUUUGCUUACAGUUCGGACUUGGUGAGCCACAAAAGACUCCACACAGGAGAGAAACCAUACCAAUGCCAGGAGUGUGGGAAAUGUUUUGCUUACAGUUCAGACUUGGUGAAACAUAGAAGACUCCACACAGGAGAGAAGCCAUACCAAUGCCAGGAGUGUGGCAAGUGUUUUGUUUACAGUUCAGCCUUGGCGAGCCAUAAUAGAUUCCACACAGGAGAGAAACCAUACCAAUGCCUGAAGUGUGGGAAAUGUUUUACUCAGACUUCAUCCCUUAACAAGCACCAGAGAAUACACACAGGCCAAUAAACAUCCUUUGUGGGUAAACAUCUCAUUUCAAAAAGGUCAGUUUGAGAAGUUCUGCCUAAGAUUGGUUAGAUUCCCCUUUCUUGUCAUUUGAAUCCCUAAGUGGAGUUCCUGUUCUUGGAGCAACGGAAGGCAAGCUUCUGAUGACAAUCCUUCAGAGGGUUAAAUACGAUCGCCAUGUCACCUAUUCUGUAGAAAAAAUAAACCAUAUGUAAUUCUAUCAGUUAUUACUCUGGGCUUAAUUUCCAGCUCCUUUACUUCCUUGGUUGGAAAGUUCCAGUUUGCAAAUGUUGUUUUUCAGCCAGGAUUCCAGAAUUGAACACUGCACUUCUGCUGAGACCAAGCCAAAGGAAAAGAUGCUUACAGUAUUAUUACCAUUGAUGUGCAAAUCGUAUCUCUGGCUAGCAUUUUCUGGCUGUUUCCCUGCUCCUGACACACAAACUUUUAAUCCACAUUAAAUUGAAAAACACGA